Messenger RNA from Hippopotamus amphibius kiboko, 3247 nucleotides. It is a transcript of the gene DZANK1, whose product is annotated as double zinc ribbon and ankyrin repeat domains 1. Gene Ontology annotation, molecular function: protein binding. The transcript has 21 exons. Gene Ontology annotation, biological process: eye photoreceptor cell development. The record is from RefSeq and is a predicted model, not a curated record. NCBI's taxonomy places the organism in Eukaryota, Metazoa, Chordata, Mammalia, Artiodactyla, Hippopotamidae. The coding region runs from base 228 to 2543 and encodes 771 amino acids.
CCGCAGUGAAGGAGAGGGCGAAGGGCGGUGAGCAGUGGGCUGCCUGGGUGGGGGCUGCGGAGGUACCGUGGGGCCCCCAAUCGGGUCCAGGUGGCCGGAGGACGAGGAGGAGGAGGAGGGCAUCCCUCACUCCAGCUGAGAGCUAGCGGGCGUCCUUGGCUGCACCUGAAGGACGGGGACAAGGACCAGACGGGGUUCCGGAUCCGGGCGGUGAGGGGGCAGUCUGGAUGGAAGGAUUGCGGGGAGGGGAAAUGACUGCUGGUUCAGUGUGUGUCCCUCAAAUCAUACCCCUGCGGGUGCCUCAGCCAGGAAAAGCCAACCAUGAAAUUGAUAACAAUACGCUUUUGGAAAUGAAAUCAGACACCCCAGAUGUCAACAUAUAUUAUACCCUGGAUGGCAGCAAACCUGAAUUCUUAAAGAAAAUUGGUUAUGGUGAAAAUACUACCUUUAAGUAUACGAAGCCUAUUACUCUGCCUGAUGGAAAAAUACAAGUUAAAGCUAUUGCAGUCUCUAAAGACUGCAGACAGAGCGCCAUCGUAACGAAGGUGUUUCAGGUGGACUAUGUUCCACCAGAUGCAGUCUCUUCAGAAGACAACGUGGAAAGUGUCCUCAAAGAUCCUCCAAAGCAGGAACUGAAGAAUGGAUUUGUUGAAUCAAAAGGAAGGAAGAAAUACAAGAAUGUUGAAAAUAAACUGGACUGGAGUGUUAACCUUGGAAAGUUCCCAGACGUGGGUGAAAGAACUGACCCUAAAACUUUGAAAGAUCUUCGCUUCUCAGAGAGUCCACGGGAAACCCCAGCUUUCCGUGAAGAAUCAGGCUCUAGACCAGCCACCCAGCAGCCCCAGUUCCCUGGUUUUGCACAUAUAACCGGCCAGAAGAGUUUGACAAGCACGGAGGUCAUGAGGAUUCAAAGGGAGACAGACUUUCUCAAGUGUGCCCACUGCCUCGUGCCCCGCCCAUCUGACCCCUUUGCCCGCUACUGUCUAGAAUGUGGCUCUUCGGUCCCGCCCAUCUUCGGCUGUCGUCUCCCACCCCCAGAAGGAGCUCAGAUGGGCUUAUGUGCAGAAUGUGAAAACCUGGUGCCCAUGAACACGCCCAUCUGUGUGGUCUGUGAGGCCCCUCUCGCCCCACAGCUGCAGCCACAGGCCAGCCUCCGCCUGAAGGAGAAAGUGAUCUGCCGCACCUGCGGCACAGGGAACCCUGCUCCCCUGAGAUACUGUGUCACCUGUGAGGGGCCCCUGCCUUCAUCGCAAGAGCCCGGAGUUCCGACUUGCUACUCUCUUUGCUCUAAAUGUGGGGCCAGCAAUCACCCCUCCGCCCGAUUCUGUGGCUCCUGCGGUGUUCAUGUGAAGUCCUUGGCGAGACCUAGCGUGGAGAACAGCCUGCCGCCCGCUGCUGGAGAACCUGGCCCUUUUGCUGAGCCUCGAUCUGCCUGGCAGCCCCUACAUGUUCCUUUGCCAAGGUCUGAUGCUGGGCCUAAGAAGGAUGUGGGCACACAGACCACUGGCCUGUUCUACCCAUCCGGGACGCUGCUGGCGAAAAAAGAACUGGAAAUGGCUUCUCAGAAGCAGAGGCAGGAGAAGAUGAGUGACCAUAAACCUCUCCUCACAGCCAUCAGCCCAGGGAGAGGAUACUGGAGAAAACAGGUGGACCACAUCUCCGCUCACCUCCGCUGUUACGCUCAGAACAACCCUGAAUUUCGGGCCUUGAUUGCCGAGCCCAGGAUGGGAAAGCUCAUCUCUGCUGCUGUCCAUGAGGAUGGCUAUGAAGUUAGCAUCAGGCUGAAUUAUAUUCAAGUCUCAAACAAGAACCUUUACCUGAACAAGGCGGUGAAUUUCAGCGACCACUUUCUGAGCAGCGUCACCGAGGGAGGAAACGGGCUGUUCGGCAGCGGGUCCAGCCUGGCGAGCGACUACAGCCAGAGCAUCCCAGACACCGCGGAGAAAGUCACGAGAACCAAGAAUUUCAAGACCAAAACAUUUCAGGAGAAGAAGCCGCAGCUUACGCCUGAAAAUAGGCUUCUGCUGAAGGAAGUGGGACCAGCAGGGGAAGGAAGAGUGUCUGUGAUGGAACAGCUGCUCGAUGAAGGAGCAGAUCCCAACUGCAGUGACAACGAAGACCGGCCUGUCCUGAGCCUGGCGGUCGUGAAUAAGCACCACGAAGCGGUCCCGGUGCUCGUGCAGAGGGGAGCGGAUGUGGACCAGCAGUGGGGCCCCCACAACUCCCACCUUCCAUCACUCCUGCCACCUCUAGGCAGGAGCCUUUCAUCAGUUCUAGAAUGCAGGUACCACCCCAUCCUCCACUGCAGCAUCCACAGCUCCCUCACGGGGCCAAAGCUGACCAGGCUCCAAAACACAGCUCUUCAUGAAGCAGCUCUGCUUGGCCUGGCAGGAAGGGAGUGCAUCGCUGCCUUACUGGGAUGCAACGCAAGCGUCCAGAAGAAGAAUGCAAGAGGCCAGACAGCGUACGACCUGGCCCUGGAAACUGGGGACGAGCCCGUCACUUCGCUCUUUGCUGCUAAGCUCAGCCUGGAUGACCGUUAGCCCCCAGGGCCCCGCAGGCGUCGUUUAAAGAAACCAUCCAGCUCUGGCUGUGCUUCACUCGCUUCCCUCUGAAAUGUGCAUUUGAGGUUUGGAAAUUGAGCUUGAGAGGCACUCAUGUAAGGUUUUAAAAAGUUACGUGACAAUAUAAGCUGCCAACACCCUGUGAGUAUUUCCCCAGAAGCCCUGGAUAGUGGUGAACUUGCUGGAUGCUUUUAGUGGUGUGUCGCUGCUUGCCUUAGAAAUUCCUCUUUCAUGUUAUUUCUCAGUAGAUAAUAAUUACACACAGUUCUAAGCUAAAAAGUAUAAAAUAUUGUGUAGUGACAUCUCCCUCCCUUCCCUGCCCCACAACUACCACGUCCCCUCCAUAGAGUCCACCAGUGACGUCAGUGUCCGUUGCGUCUUUCCAGAAGUCGUGUAGGGUUAUAUAAACACGUGUACGUAGUUUGUGUGUGUGUUCGUGUAGAGUACACGUAAAAUAUAAGUAGAGGUAACACACAUAUACUCUGUCCCCUCUUCCAAGACAAAUAGUGGGAAAGCACAUACUGUUCUGCAUGUUGUUUGCUUAAUAUAUCUAGUAAGUGGUUCCAAAUGAGUGCAUAAAGAUUGAGCUUAUUAGAACUUCCCCUUGUUAAGCUGAACGCAUCAGUACUCCCUAUCGUAUGGCUUGUUCUUUGGCUGACAAGUAAGCUUCGAAUAAAGCAACU